UACUGUCUUUGGUACUACAUUGAGACCACUUCUGCAACGUCUUGUCACCCGGCUAUUGAACCUUUACAAUGGCCGUUGCAAGAAAACGUACGCUAUCUGGAUUAGAAGAUGUGAUAGACAGAAAAACAAAGAUUAUCAAAGACAGCGGCGAGAAGAGACACAUCGCAGCCCUGAUCCUCGCGAGGGGAGGCAGUAAGGGGAUCCCCCUGAAGAAUAUCAAAGUUUUGGCCGGUGUCUCCCUCAUUGGAUGGGUUCUGAGAGCAGCCGUGGAUUCCAAACAGUUUGACAGUGUGUGGGUAUCAACUGACCAUGAUGACAUUGAGAAGGUGGCCAAGGCAUGGGGAGCUCAGGUUCACCGCAGGAGCCCAGAGGUGUCCAAAGACUCUUCCAGCUCUCUCGACACUAUCCAGGAAUUUGCCCGAUUAAACCCAGAGGUGAAUGUGAUCUGUCAUAUCCAGGCCACGUCUCCCUGCCUGCACCCCUUCCACCUGAAGGAGGCCCUGGAGUUGAUCACCAAUCAGGGCUUCACGUCCGUCUUCGCCGUGGCCCGACAACACCACUUCCGCUGGCAGGAGGUCAAGAAAGGAGGUAGUGUAGCCACCAAGCCACUGAACCUAGAUCCGUCUCACAGGCCCCGGAGACAGGACUGGGAUGGAGAGCUGUGUGAGAACGGAUCUUUCUACAUUCAUACCAGAGCAACAAUAGAGAAAGGCCUGCAGGGGGGAAACUGGGCUUACUAUGAGAUGCUGCCAGAGUACAGUGUGGAUAUUGAUGUGGAUAUCGAUUGGCCCGUGGCAGAACAGAGAGUACUGAGGUUUGGUUACUUUGGCCUGGACAAGCCUGAGAUGGUGCGUCUGCUGCUGUGUAACGUCUCAGGCUGUCUGACUGAUGGCCGCGUCUUCAUCUCUGUCUCUGGGGAGGAGAUGGUCUCCGUCAACACCAGAGAUACCAUGGGUAUCCGCAUGCUGCAGAGAGAGGGGGUGGAGGUGAUUCUGAUCUCAUCCGGUGAGGACCUCCUGAUCAAGGCCCUGGCUGACAAGCUGUCCCAGAGAACAGGCUGCGUGGUCAGACAGCUGGGUAUGGACAUCCAGGGUGAGGUCAAAGCCAUGAUGGACGACAGGGAUCUGGACUGGAAGGAAGUCGCCUAUAUGGGUAACGAUGCACCAGAUAUUGACUGUCUGAACCUGGCUGGGCUGAGUGCAGUACCCCGGGACGCCCCAGUGGUGGCUAUCAAUGCUGCUAAAUACUCCUGCCACAAUGUUGCAGGCCUCGGGGCUGUGAGGGAGUUUUCUGAACACAUCCUGCUGCUCAAGAAGAAGGCCAAGGCUCAGAUGGAACAGGACCGCAUCCACAGAAAUACAUUCUAA
Messenger RNA from Coregonus clupeaformis (lake whitefish), 1367 nucleotides. RefSeq names its product N-acylneuraminate cytidylyltransferase-like. The transcript is spliced from 8 exons. The record is from RefSeq and is a predicted model, not a curated record. The coding region runs from base 69 to 1367 and encodes 432 amino acids. NCBI's taxonomy places the organism in Eukaryota, Metazoa, Chordata, Actinopteri, Salmoniformes, Salmonidae. Gene Ontology annotation, molecular function: N-acylneuraminate cytidylyltransferase activity.